Molecule: messenger RNA, 1604 nt
Organism: Psammomys obesus (fat sand rat)
Lineage: Eukaryota; Metazoa; Chordata; Mammalia; Rodentia; Muridae
Gene: Adprs
Product: ADP-ribosylserine hydrolase
Exons: 6
Coding region: 5-1099 (364 amino acids)
Cellular component (GO): nucleus; mitochondrion
Source: RefSeq, a predicted model, not a curated record
GCAGAUGGCGGCGGCGGCGGCGAUGACGGCGGCGGGCGGCGGGGCUGGUGCGGCCCGCUCCCUCUCCCGCUUCCGAGGCUGCCUGGCGGGCGCGCUGCUGGGAGACUGCGUGGGCGCUGUCUACGAGGCACAUGAUACCGUCAGCCUGACGUCAGUCCUGCAUCACGUCCAGAGCCUGGAGCCGGACCCGGGCACGCCGGGCAGCGCGCGGACAGAAACAUUGUGCUACACAGAUGACACUGCCAUGGCCAGGGCCCUGGUGCAGUCCCUCCUGGCCAAGGAGGCCUUCGACGAGGUGGACAUGGCUCACAGGUUUGCUCAAGAAUACAAGAAGGACCCUGACAGAGGGUAUGGGGCUGGGGUCAUCACUGUCUUCAAGAAGCUCCUGAGCCCCAAGUGCCGUGACGUCUAUGAGCCUGCCCGGGCCCAGUUCAAUGGAAAGGGCUCCUAUGGCAAUGGGGGUGCCAUGCGGGUGGCGGGCAUCCCGCUGGCCUAUAGCAGUGUCCAAGAUGUACAGAAGUUUGCCCGGCUCUCAGCCCAGCUGACCCAUGCCUCCUCCCUGGGUUACAACGGAGCCAUCCUGCAGGCCCUGGCUGUGCACCUAGCUCUGCAGGGUGUGUCGUCCAGUGAGCACUUCCUAGAGCAGCUUCUGGGCCACAUGGAGGAGCUGGAGGGUGAUGCCCAGUCGGUCCUGGAUGCUAAGGAGUUGGGUAUGGAGGAGCGCCCAUAUUCCAGCAGGCUGAGGAAGGUUGGAGAGCUGCUGGAUCAAGACGUGGUGAGCCGAGAGGAGGUAGUGUCUGAGCUAGGGAAUGGCAUUGCCGCCUUUGAAUCUGUGCCCACUGCCAUCUAUUGCUUCCUGCGCUGCAUGGAGCCCGACCCUGAGAUCCCCCCCGCCUUCAACAGCCUCCAGAGGACCCUCAUCUAUUCCAUCUCCCUUGGUGGGGAUACAGACACCAUAGCCACCAUGGCCGGGGCCAUUGCUGGAGCUUACUAUGGGAUGGAGCAGGUGCCAGAGAGCUGGCAGCAAAGCUGUGAGGGCUAUGAGGAGACAGACGUCCUGGCCCAGAGCCUGCAUCGAGUCUUCCAAGAGAGCCUGUGAGGACCACAGCUUCAGCGACCCUAUCAGGCCCAUCCAGGCCUAGGACAACUCAGAUCGGAAUCCACAGUUCCCUUAGGCUGUCUCCCCUGCCCCAGCAUUCCUAGAGGUCAGGAUGAGGGUACCCUUGGGAUUAGAGGGUACAGCCUGUGAAACUGUGAGGAAUUGGUGCCUUCUUGGGGCUACAGCUCUGUCUAGCUGCAGAGCUGUAUGACACCUCAGGCCCUUGAAAAUAUGAGGGGCCAGGGCAGGUUUUAUUUUGGAGGGUUAUUUGUCCAUUUUUUCCCAUCUAGGACAUGGGCCUCGGGAAGGUGGAAUGACCUGUGGGAGAAUCCUUUCUUCCAGUUGGGUUUUAAUCAGUGUGACAGGCAGCCUGUCACUGACUGGGCAGAGCCUCAGUGGCUUGUGUAGCUCUUGAGACUGGCAUUCAGCCCAUCCAGUGGCAGCCUGACCUGGCUCCUCACUGGAAUGGGCUCUUCAGCAGCAAUAAACAGUUUUUUGUAAAUCC